UGCUGGGAAAAGAAGUCAUCAAUAACAUCACCAGGGAUAUCCAUAAAUUAAAGUUGUACAGACCAGCUGUCCAGAUGCCAGGUGAUGUGUCACCUUCUUAGAAAUGAAGCAUGCCUGAAGUACUGCAAAUCAUUCCUUUCCUUCACAGAAGGGGCUGAAGAAUGAAGCCCAGCUCUUCCGAGGGUCAAUUGAUAGUAUGUGUGAGGGAGGGAGGGAAAAGGACAGAUGGGAAGCAAAACAAACAAGCCAUAUCAGGAAAAGGCAGCUUUGCAGUUUUAGGUGUGGGGAGUGGGGUUGCUCUGUUUUAGUGCCUGUCUAAAUAUCAGCACAGCAAAGGCAUCUUGCUGUUCAGAAAAGGGUCAUGUGUGAAUGGAGGACUCUAGUGUUUUGCUUCGUUGAACCAGCAAGACUGAAGUCUGUUGUGAUUCUCCAUGCUUGUGCUCCAGCUCUAAACGAGAGGCUCAUUGAUAAGCCUUCCCAGAUGUGGUGAGCAGCAGCCUUACGUUUGGCAGCUUGCCAACAGAUUGCCUGCAGUCUCUCCGCUUCCCUGUAUCUGCAGUAGAAAAGCUGCAAUGCUCGGAUCUUGAAAGAAAACACAGCUGACGGCAAACCUCUUGUCUGUCAUGAGCCCACCUCACACAGAAAUUAUCCAGGAAACAACAGCACCGACGAAGGUAUCUUUCUCACAAGGCCUGCUUGCUUUAGUAUUGUGGAUUUGAGAUUUUCCUGCCUGGCAUUAUGGAUCACCACGCAGUAAGACCCCCUUUGAGAAGAUCAUUCAGUGAUCAUAUCAAGAACUCCACUACUAGAGCCUUGGACACUAUCUGGAAGAGCACCAGAGACCGACGUCUGGCAGAGAUUGAAGCAAAAGAAGCAUGCAAUUGGCUGCAAGCAGCAGGAUUCCCCCAGUAUGUUCAACUUUACGAGGAUCUUAUCUUUCCCAUUGACAUCACUUCAGUGAAGAGAGAACAUGAUUUUCUGGACAGAGAUGCCAUCGAAGCCUUGUGCAGGCGUUUAAAUACUUUAAACAAGUGUGCAAUGAUGAAACUAGAAAUCAGCCCACAUAGGAAACGGAGUGAGGAUUCAGAUGAAGAUGAGCCUUGUGCGAUCAGUGGAAAGUGGAUGUUCCAGCGAGACAGCAAGAGGUGGUCCAGACUGGAAGAAUUUAACAUUUUCUCUCCAAAGUUUGAUAUGAAUUCCACAUCCCCAGAAGUGGCUCAUCUUAGCAGUGCAACCAGUCACGAGAGCGUGCUGAUGGAGCAGAGUGAACAUCAUGAGAUAGCUUCCAUCCACAGCAUGAGCAGCAACAACAGCCACCCAUCUACCUCCCAGAAGGAUGCAGUCGCCUCCAGGACAAACUCGGUCAUUAGCAUUACCUCUUCGGGAAAGCUCGUGGAAAACGAGGGCAAUCUGCCCUCCACUAAAGAGCUAUCGAGUUUCAGUUGCGGUGCGAAAGCCAACGAGAAGAACACCAAAUCCAAAACAAGAAGCCUGCUAAAGAGGAUGGAAAGUCUGAAAAUAAAAGGCUCUCAUCAUGGGAAGAGUAAAGCUCCUUCAAAGCUUGGCCUGAUAAUCAGUGGCCCAAUUUUGCAAGAAGGUAUGGAUGAAGAGAAACUAAAGCAACUUAAUUGCGUGGAGAUCUCCACUCUCAAUGGCAACCACAUCAAUUUCCCGAUGGUUCGCAAAAGAAGCGUUUCCAACUCCACGCAGACCAGCAGUAGCAGCAGCCAGUCGGAGACAAGCAGUGCAGUUAGCACUCCCAGCCCCAUCACGAGGACACGUAGCCUCGGUGCCUACAAUAAGCGUGUGGGAAUGUACCUAGAAGGCUUUGACCCUUUCAACCAAUCAACAUUUAACGAUGUCAUGGAACAGAACUUUAAAAACCGGGAUAGCUUUGCAGAGGAUACUGUCUUUUUCAUUCCUGAAGACCACAAACCUGGAACGUUUCCCAAAGCUCUCUCCAAUGGUAAUUUUGCUCCACCAAAGAGUAGUUCGGUGAACUGGAGAACAGGAAGCUUCCAUGGACAUGGACAUCUUUCUCUCCGGUGUGAGAAUAGUUCCGACAGCUCCAAAGAUAUGAGCAUAGGAAGGAGACGCAACUCCUCCAGCUCCGUGUGCAGUCGCCUCAGCAUUUAUGACAACGUGCCAGGUUCCCUAUUAUAUUCUAGCACAGGAAAUCUGGCUGAUCUGGAGAAUGAGGACCUCUUUCCUGAACUCGAUGACAUCCUGUAUCACGUCAAAGGCAUGCAAAAAAUUGUGAACCAGUGGUCAGAGAAAUUUUCUGAUGAAGGAGACUCUGAUUCAGCUUUAGACUCUAUUUCUCCAUGCCCGUCUUCUCCCAAGCAAAUCCUGCUAGAUGUGGACCAUGAUAGAACCAUGCCCAGUGAUCUUGACAGCACAGGAAAUUCACUGAAUGAAACCGAGGAAGCUGUAGGAAUCCAGGAGAGAAGGGAUUCUGGGGUGGGGGCAUCACUGACGCGUUCCAACAGACACAGAAUGAGGUGGCACAGCUUCCAGAGUUCCCAUCGACCCAGCUUAAGUUCAGUAGCCUUACAGAUUGACUGUCAGUCCGUUACACAGAUGAACUUGCUGCAGAAGUAUUCCCUCUUGAAAUUAACUGCACUCUUGGAGAAAUACACACCUUCCAACAAACAUGGAUUCAACUGGGCUGUGCCAAAGUUUAUGAAAAGGAUAAAAGUCCCAGAUUAUAAAGAUCGAAAUGUGUUUGGCGUUCCCCUAAUAGUUAAUGUCCAACGUGCCGGACAACCACUUCCGCAGAGUAUUCAGCAAGCUAUGAGAUACCUUCGUAACAACUGUUUGGAUCAGGUUGGCCUUUUCCGAAAAUCUGGAGUCAAGUCAAGAAUCCAGGCAUUGCGACAAAUGAACGAGAAUGCAAUAGGCAAAGUGAAUUACGAAGGGCAGUCUGCUUAUGAUGUGGCCGAUAUGCUCAAACAGUAUUUCCGCAACCUGUCAGAACCUCUCAUGACCAACAAGCUUUCAGAGACUUUUUUACAGAUCUACCAGUAUGUGCCAAAAGACCAGCGCCUUCAAGCAAUCAAGGCAGCCAUUAUGCUUCUACCAGAUGAGAACAGAGAAGUCCUACAGAUUCUUCUGUAUUUUCUGAGUGAUGUCACAGCUGCUGUGAAAGAAAACCAGAUGACGCCAACAAACCUGGCGGUGUGUUUAGCGCCAUCUCUUUUCCACUUGAACACCCUUAAAAGAGAAAAUUCUUCUCCAAGGGUAAUGCAGAGGAAACAGAGUCUGGGAAAACCGGAUCAGAAAGACUUAAAUGAGAAUUUGGCUGCAACUCAAGGCUUAAGCCAUAUGAUUGCUGAGUGCAAGAAGCUUUUUCAGAUCCCAGAAGAAAUGAGCAGAUGUCGGAAUUCUUAUACAGAACAAGAUCUUAGACCCCUCAGCUUUGACGACUUGGGACGAACUAACAACUCGGAGUCUGCCAGUUAUCAUUCUUAUAUCCAGGACUGUAUGGAUGAUUUUUUCAAGGAAAUAAAGGAUAAAUUUAAGGGCUGGGUCAGUUGCCCAACCCCAGAACCAGCAGAACUUGCCUAUAAAAAGGUUUGUGAAGGUCCACCUCUACGGCUAUGGAAAUCCGUGGUUGAAAUCCCUGCAACUCCCGAAGAAGUAUUAAACCGUAUUGUUAAAGAACAGCAUCUUUGGGAUGAAGACCUUUUAGAUGCUAAAGUAAUUGAGACGUUGGAUAGCCAGACGGAUGUUUAUCAGUUUGUUCAAAACAAUAUGGCUCCACACCCAGCAAGAGACCAUGUCAUCCUCAGGACUUGGAGAACCAACCUCUCUAAGGGAGCAUGCGCCCUCUUAAGUUUCUCAGUGGACCAUGACCGUGCGCCUGUCCUUGGUAUUAGAGUGAAUGUGCUGUUGUCCAGGUAUCUUAUUGAAUCUUGCGGGACAGGAAAAUCCAAAGUCACCUAUAUGUGUCGAAUUGAUUUAAGGGGACACAAGCCUGACUGGUACACAAAAGCAUUUGGACACUUAUGUGCGGCUGAGGUUGUGAGGAUUAGAGACUCUUUCCUUAAUCAAAAUCUUGAAGCCAAGGAAGCAACAUCCAGGUGAUGGACCAAGUGGACCAGCACAGUACCAGCCUAUGUAGAGGUUUUCAGGAAAGGCCUUAGGAUGGAUCAUAUGUCCAUUAGAUCCUGAGGAGAAACCUUCUGGAAUGGGUCUGAGGUUGUCCCUCAAAAUUAUGUGACAGUCCCGAGCGUUUUUAAAGCUGCUUUUUUGUCUGUGUUAGGCCUAUAGUGUAGGUCUUAACUGGAAAAAACUUUGGAUGGUGCAACUUUUUUUUAAAGGUAAGAUUAAUGUUGCUUAGGUGCUGUGAAUUGCUUCUGAGAAGCAAAGCUCUAAGACUUAAAUAUAUUUCUGAAAUAUGGUGAAAAUUAUUCAUUCCUAUAUAUUAUGUUAGCUUUAUGUAUGUAUCUGUAUGUCAUUUGUUGAGGGACUGUUGCAGCCACUGGAUUUGGUGUGUUCCUCAGUGGAUUCUCACGAUAGUAAGUGAAGGAAGGUUUGCACGAAGGCAGAGGCAUGAAUGAUUGUCUUAACUUGUUGACUGGAGUAUGAGGAGCCAGAAUGGUAGAAUCAGAGUGUCUGGUACACUUGAAAGGCAUUGAGAAGAAUUUAGCAGGUAGGAAGGAGAAUCGGCCUAGAAUCCGAUUGGUCCAAGAGACCAUUGCAAGCUUCAAGUCUUCAUUCCUCUGAGUUCUUAUUACUCACAUGUGUAUCUAAAAAUUGAAAAGUGUGGGCUAUAUCAGCCAGGGCAGGGGUAGGCAACCUUGGCUCUUUUAUGACUCGUGGACUUCAACUCCCAGAAUUCCUGAGCCAGCAUGGCUCAGCUUGGAAACCUCUCCCUUUCCCCUCAGCAUGGCUGGCUCAGGAAUUCUGGGAGUUGAAGUCCACGAGUCAUAAAAGAGCCAAGGUUGCCUACCCCUGAGCCAGGGCAAAGAAUGGUAAAAAAGCAGAACACUUGAAACUUAUUUAAAAAUGCCAGAUAUAUUUCAGUGUGUAGUCUUUUGUAUGGCAAUAAUUUUGUUAUGGGCUCCUAUUUGAAAGCUCUCAGCUUUUCAUAGCUGCCACAGGAGGACAUCGGCCACCUGUUUGCGAUGGUCAGACUUUAUAUUAUUUGGAAUACUUUAUUAACAAUCUGUAAGGAGCAUUUCAAGAAAAUUGUGAAUGAAGUGGCAGCUCCAGAAAGUCUCUCCAAGUCUGAAUGUCUCGGAAAAAAAACUGCACAUUGAACCUGACAUAUAGGAUUCCAAGAGAUGGUUUGGGGAAUGGAAUGACAUUCACACAGCACCUAAUCUGUGUUUAUUCUUAGUGCUUUUGGUUGCCCACAGCUGCAGCAGGCUGUGCCAGUGCUUCAUGUGUGCUAACAUGAUCCCCAAAUCACUUUUCCUGCAACCCAUUCUUUUAGUAUCCAUCCACCUGUUAAGAUCCAAAGGAAAGCCUAAACAACAUCUUUGUUUAAUUAACAUAGGAAUAAAUGCUUGCAGUUUGAGGACAGGGCCGAAACUGCUUUCCGUAGCUGAAAAGGGCAACACUGAAAAAUACCAUAACUGGAACAUUAUAAAGUUCUAAAGUGUUUCAGCAUAGCAGAUACUCCUAGGAGUUAAACAUAUUCAUAUAACCCAUUCCAUUGUAACCAUAUAACCUCAUUUAUCGACAUGGUUUGGAGGAAAAUAUCCUCCAAAUUUAGAAGCAAUGUAGUUAGGUAAAAAAUGAAUAUUCGUGCCACAAAAUUGUAUGACAUAAUGCAAAGAGCUGCAGGUUAAAAUAAACAGGUUAAAAUUAUCGAAAGUUCGAUUAUGAACUUUCUAUAGGACAUCCCAGUAGUAUAAGCUAGAGCAGCUGUGAUAGCAAUAAUGAAUGAAAAUAGGAAGAUACAGGUAGAAUGUUGUCAUUUUACUUGUCUUUAAAACUACAGAUUAACUGUCCAGUGUUUUGGGGGGGAGGGGGUGGAGGGGAGUCAAAAUUAUUAUUUGGCAUGUAAUAUUUGUCAACAUUUUCUGCACAUCUUGAUGAGCCUUAUUAGUAAGGAAUCUUUAUAAAAGCCUUUAGAGGAUGACACUGUUUCUGUGAUAGAUUUUACUGUAAAAACAACAAAGCACAAGGAAGAUAAAUAUUGUCCUUCCUUCUUGCUUCAGAACGUAUGUACUUUAUUUCAGUGCAUUGGCUGAUGUGAAGAAUAGAAAAAUCAUUGUAAUCCAUGCUGUUAAAUAACACUGCUGUUAUGUAAUUCAAGGGUCAACCUGGCCCAAAUGCAGGCUGUGAAUCCAGCCCUGGCCCCUUUCCAGAUCUGCUAUGGUGCCCCACUAUAAAAAUUACACUUUGAUUUACAAGAUGCAUGAUUCAGGUGUGAAUCCUAUGAAAUAAAAUGAAAGGUGAUUUAUCUGUAUAUUUGGAAUAAAAUCAUUGUAUAGAUACAUUUGAAUAACUAAAACCCGUCUUUUAGCCCUCCUUAUAGCUGUAAAUUACUGCCAAGAGGUAUGCUGUGACCAAAGAUUAUGUGAAAUUGGCAGUUGGCAUACCUUGUUCAUUCAGAAGAGACCUGUGCAAUUUCAUUCUGGUCUUCUUUCCCAGCCUUGGGACCGUGGCAUAUUUAGAAGAAGCUCUUAGAUACCAUUGUCAGUAUUAUUAUUAUUAUUAUUUUCAUAGAGUGUUUGAGAUGACUUUUGAGAGAAUUGGGUUCUUCCUAAUUCUGCACCUGUACUAAUGACAUCUUGCCUGCAUCUCUAUUUUUCCUCUGUGUUCCAAUCUAUAACCAGUGUUGUGUCAAGAGAGGGACUAUGUGGUAAGUUAGUUAGGAUGCUUCCUUGAAUCUGUUUCAGAAGACGGUGUCCUUCAUGAUCUUCCUCUUGGGACAAAAGUGCUUCUCUGUUCAAACAAAGAAAUUAUACUUACAAGGAGCACCAUCACCAGAAUCAAAAACAGACUGGUACUGAUUGUUUCUGGGAAACGGCGGGGGGGGGGGGGAGAGAGAGAGAGAAUGGAGAAGAAGCAGGAGCUGUUCUAGAUCGUAUCUUCCCAUUACAGAUAGUCCUUGACUUACAAAUACAGUUUGAGCCUGGCAAUUACAGUGGUAAAUCGCAAGUGACGGGAUGCAGAUGCUGCAGUCAUUAAGCGAAUCCAUUGUUCUCUGCGGGCACUUUUUCCAGGGAACUGGAAGUCAAUUCCUGUUUCCAGGAAAAGUCGUAAAUUACAGUCACAUGACUGUGGGACACUGCAAACAGCCAUAAACGUGGACCAGUUGCCAACUGCCCAAAAUGCAGUCACGUGACCAGGGGUGGCCAUUGGAACUUCAGAACCGAGUCUUAAGUAUCUUUGGGGGGGCUUUGGAUAAUCGCUAAGCCACCAGAUGUAAGUUGAGGAUUACCUGUAACUGCUUUCCUAAAUGUCUUGUGCUUCAAACAUGUGAAGUGUUACCUUUAGACCAGUGGUCCCCAACCUUUGCGGCUUAGCGGCCCAGCUGAGGGGGGCAGGGAGGGAAAUCGGGCCAUGUGAGCGGCAGGCUGGCACACGCGCACUACUUGACUUGCAUGAGCGGCAGGCCGGUUUGCAGCUCGACUUGCUCAAGCUGAGCUGUGCACAAGCGUGCACUCGUGCUAGCCUGCUGCUUGAGCAAGUCGAGCUGCACGUGGACAUGUGUGUGCUGGCUCAUCCCUCAUGCGGCCCAGUUCCAAAUAAGCCAGGGCCUGGGCGUUGGGGACCCCUGCUUUAGACUAUAAGGCAGUCUUCCUUGAUCUUAAGCCCUUCAAUUGUCAUUGGCAUCUGAAGGACAACAGAUGAAUAAAGACAGCCUUAUUCCUAGCUAAAAACCCUGGCAAUCAUUCCACUGAUGUCAUUGUAAAAUGUGUUGCCAGGUGUGAAGGUUUUAGGUAUUGUGCCCUUUUUACAGUUCUCAUCAAUAGGUGAAUUGUGUAUUCUUUGUAUACUUUUUAUUUCUUUAAAUAUGUAAAAAAAAAGUAUGUUGUACAUACCAUUCUGAUGUAAACUUGUUCACACUUUAUUGUCAACACAGAUAAAGCAUGGAGAUAAUUAUUUAAGAUAUACUUGUAUUUAUACCUCAGAUAUUCUUUGAAGGAGAGGCAGGGUGUUUGUAUCUCAAGUUGGCUGUCCUUUCCUCCAGUGUAAAUAUGUUCUACACAACUGAAAAAAAGGUAAAAGAAGAAAAGGUUUAUACCUUGCUAUUAUAUGCCUGUACAGAACAUAGUCAAUAAAUGCACUAUGGAGUGUU
This is a messenger RNA of Crotalus tigris (Tiger rattlesnake), 8260 nucleotides long. RefSeq names its product DLC1 Rho GTPase activating protein (gene DLC1). Gene Ontology annotation, molecular function: protein binding; GTPase activator activity; lipid binding. The record is from RefSeq and is a predicted model, not a curated record. Gene Ontology annotation, cellular component: focal adhesion; membrane raft. The coding region runs from base 739 to 4086 and encodes 1115 amino acids. NCBI's taxonomy places the organism in Eukaryota, Metazoa, Chordata, Lepidosauria, Squamata, Viperidae. The transcript is spliced from 14 exons. Gene Ontology annotation, biological process: signal transduction; regulation of Rho protein signal transduction; actin cytoskeleton organization.